This is a messenger RNA of Chrysemys picta bellii (western painted turtle), 1277 nucleotides long. RefSeq names its product killer cell lectin-like receptor subfamily F member 2. Gene Ontology annotation, molecular function: signaling receptor activity. The record is from RefSeq and is a predicted model, not a curated record. Gene Ontology annotation, cellular component: cell surface; plasma membrane. Lineage: Eukaryota; Metazoa; Chordata; Testudines; Emydidae. Gene Ontology annotation, biological process: regulation of natural killer cell mediated cytotoxicity.
AGCGGCACCUGCUGAGGCUCUGACCCUGUCCAUAGAGCUCAGAUUUUAACACUGCGCCCCUCACCCUGGUGUCAGGGCAGCGGAUCCCCCUCAGGGAGUGGAGGACGGGGGGUGUCCGGGGCUGGCUGGGAUCUUUCACGUGACCGAGCCAACAUCUGCCAGAGCAGAGAGAGGAAACUCAGGAUGGAGUCUCUGACCACGGCCCCACCAACCACGUGGCUGCAGCCCAGCGGCUCAGCUUCCUGUGUGAUCUCAGCCCAGCCCCUCACCCCCUGCCCGUGCCUUCACCGCCUCCUCUCACUUGGAGAUGAUGGAGGAUGAGGAAGGAUACAAGGCAUUGAACCUGCGGCCCAAGCGGGAUGGCUCGGGUGGCCCGUCCCCAGCCGGGAACCAAGGUUCCCGACAGUGUCCUGGCUGGCUUCAGGUCGCUCUAGGGGCUGGGAAUCUCAUCCUGGCAGGGGCUGUGCUAUUGCUGGUGGUGUGUGUUUCCCACUUGGUGUCUGAGAAGGGACCGACCCCGGCAGCCCCUGGGAGCGACGGAGCCGGGAGCAGAGAUACAGCGACAGCCCCUGGGAGCGACGGAGCCGGGAGCAGAGAUACAGCGACAGCCCCUGGGAGCGCAGACACCUGCACGGGAGAAUGCAGCGCCCGCCUGGAGCGUGUCCGAUCCCAGCUGUGCCACCCGGCCCCGCCCGGCCCAGCAGGGGGCUCUGGGUGCAAACUCUGCCCCACGGACUGGCAGCUGCGCGGGGACAAGUGCUACUGGGUCUCCAGAGCACGUAAAACGUGGAGCGAGAGCCGCGCCGACUGCUCAGCGAGGGACUCCCAGCUGCUGGUGAUCCAGGACCCUGAGGAGCUGGAGUUCAUAAAGGACCUGACAAAACAUUCACAUCUGUUCUGGAUCGGACUGUCCGUCUCCUCCUCGGAGAAGGCCUGGAUCUGGGUGGACGGUUCCCGGCUGGAUCAGACCCUGUUCCAGGCACCAGGCCCGGCUGAGAACAGCUGCGGGGCGGUGUGGGGGAAAUGGAUUCAUUCUGACGCCUGCAGCUCUGUACUUCAUUGGAUUUGCCGGAGAGACGCCGUCCCACUCUGAGCAGGGGAUCCAGGGCUCUUUACUAAUGGGAAGGAGCCUUUCAUCACUAAAACCAUCGUGAAUGAUCUUUGACACUUCAUGUGGUGCCUGUCAUGUGAAGAUCUCAAAGCUCAUCAGUGCUCAGUGCCUGACUUCAGUACCGGGCAAACUGAUUGAAACUAUAGUAAAGAACAAAAUGGUCAGA